AUGUAUGAGAAAUUUGAACAGGGAAAACUUUUACAAGUUAGUUUGCUUGUAAACUUAGAAACAACUCUUCAAGCUUUUCAAGAAAAAAUAAACGAUAUCUAUAUCGAAUAUGCAAAACAGUAUAACAUUGACGAGGGAGAAUACCAUCUCGAUAUUAUUUAUGACAGGAAAAAUGCAACUGUUAAAAUCAAUAGAAUAGAAGACCUUGGAGAAAACGUUUAUAUUUCUACAAAAUAUAACAACUUGGCAUGGUAUAGAUUUAUGAGGAUGUUAAAUCAGCCUGCAGCAUAUCCAGUACACCCAGACUUUUAUGAAGUCGAAAACCCUAAUGGAACAUAUGAAAAUGUUUUCGACCCAGCUGCUAUUAUUGUUCAUGCUUCAUUUUCUGGCGCCCAAAACUCUUUCUUAUGCUUGGCAAAUGA
Molecule: messenger RNA, 422 nt
Organism: Trichomonas vaginalis G3
Lineage: Eukaryota; Parabasalia; Trichomonadida; Trichomonadidae
Exons: 1
Source: RefSeq, a predicted model, not a curated record